UCCACAUUUCCCUCGCAACUAGCAACAAAAUUUUUCACCCUCACCCAAACUCCCCAACCACCACCUCUACCCCUCCGACCCACAGAAACGGGCAAUUUCCAAAAAAUACGUGGUAUAUAGUUGGUCUAGUCACUUCCUCACGUUUGAUUUUCAUCCAGAACUCCCGGAACCUUGCUGUUAUACCCGACGCCUUCUUCUCCGUUUUCUGCACUUUAUUUUUUUUUUUUUUGCUUUUUGGUAUUUGUGUUAAAAAACCAGAAAAUCUGUAAUCGUUAUGUCUCACAUUCAACCCUCCUCUGUUCUUCCGGUAACUUCAAUGGCAUAUAAUCAGUUUUCGAUUCCCAAAGCAGUAGAUGAAAAGGAAAAUUCACUUUUCGACGUUACGUUUCAGGAUGAGCCUGACGAGUCGAAUGCGGCUCCUCUGAAUCGGCCUCCUCCUGGCCCUGCGGUCCCAAACCCCGUGAGUAUGGGUGGUGUCCUGCAACUUGGACCCGCUGUUGGUAUGCCUUCUCAUCAAAACCAGCUUCCCAUGAGAGGAUUGAUGGAUGACGCAGCGUACGCCACGCAGCAGCUUACGCUUCGUGCCCUGCUGUCGACACGUGAGGCAGGUAUCAUUAUCGGCAAAUCUGGUAAAAAUGUGGCCGAACUGCGUAGCACGACAAAUGUUAAGGCUGGCAUUACAAAGGCUGUUCCUAACGUCCAUGAUCGUGUGCUUACGAUCAGUGGCUCCUUGGAAAACGUUGUUCGUGCUUAUCGUUUUAUCAUCGAUAUUUUUGCAAAGAACAGCACGAAUGCUAAUGGAACCCCCGUGGAUCCCCAUGCUCCUCGCAAGCUCCGCUUGCUUAUUGCCCAUUCUCUGAUGGGCAGUAUUAUUGGCCGUAAUGGCCUCCGUAUCAAGCUCAUCCAAGACAAGUGCUCGUGUCGCAUGAUCGCUUCAAAAGACAUGCUCCCUCAGUCAACCGAGCGUACUGUUGAGGUGCACGGAACAGUUGAGAAUCUCCAUGCCGCAAUCUGGGAGAUUGGAAAGUGUUUGAUUGAUGACUGGGAGCGUGGUGCCGGUACUGUUUUCUACAACCCUGUUUCCCGUUUGACCCAACCAUUCCCUACCGUUGCAACAUCUCCUCGUGCUGUUUCUCAGCAAAUGACUCCUGCUAUUCCAAGCCCUAUGAUGGACGGUGGAGCUGCCCCUUACUUUUUCCCUCCCGCUGCUCCUCAACAGCCUCGCAUUACUCAAAACAUCAGCAUCCCCGCGGAUAUGGUUGGAUGCAUCAUUGGCCGUGCAGGUUCUAAGAUAUCCGAAAUUCGCCGUUCCAGUGGUAGCAAGAUCUCAAUCGCUAAGGAGCCUCAUGACGAGACAGGCGAACGUAUGUUUACAAUUACUGGUACUCACGAAGAAAAUGAGCGAGCUCUCUACCUACUUUACCAGCAACUCGAACUGGAGAAGGACCGCCGUAGUCAUUAAGAAACCCUCCUUAUGGAGCCCUUUUUCAAUGUGCGUUGAGCCGACCGUUGCGUGUCUUAUCGGUUGGUAUCGCACGUUGUUUUCACUGGGCUGCAGUCAUAUGUAGCCAUCUUCGCGUCCCUUUUCUUCCCUAUACUAUUCCGUUUGCAAACUACACUUCAUUUCGUUUACGCAUUUCAGGUGGUUCAGCGGUUGCUGGUGGGAGUUUGAUAUAUGGAACAUUGUUGCUCCUUCGCUCCUUUGGGCAAGCAGUUUACUACCUUCUUACCAUGCUCGUGCUGCGCAAUGACCGAGCUCGGUGUCCCUCCACGCCGCCGACUCUCUUUUGCUUCCCAAUCCGCAUGUUACAUACACAUCUUCAGCCUACCUCUCUUUUUGUUAUAUAAAGUCUCUUCUCGUCUACUACCGCCCUUCGACCGAUGCUUAUUCUGUUUCUCUUUUGUUCACGUGUGUUUCGUUGUUUCCUUAGGUGCUGUUGAGAAGCACCACGCUCGAAUCAACAGUAACUCCAAUCGUGUUAGUCUGAUCCUCCAAUUGACCGCUUUAAUAUGGGACUCUCUUCUACCUGCCUUAGCUAUACAUUCGUUUGUUCAAUAGUUAUGUAUGCUGAAA
Schizosaccharomyces japonicus yFS275 is the source of this 2074-nucleotide messenger RNA. Its product is annotated as RNA-binding protein. The transcript has a single exon. Lineage: Eukaryota; Fungi; Ascomycota; Schizosaccharomycetes; Schizosaccharomycetales; Schizosaccharomycetaceae. Gene Ontology annotation, biological process: negative regulation of p38MAPK cascade; 3'-UTR-mediated mRNA stabilization; negative regulation of cell integrity MAPK cascade. The record is from RefSeq and is a predicted model, not a curated record. Gene Ontology annotation, molecular function: mRNA 3'-UTR binding; mRNA binding; RNA binding. The coding region runs from base 275 to 1462 and encodes 395 amino acids.